This is a messenger RNA of Mobula hypostoma (lesser devil ray), 1057 nucleotides long. RefSeq lists its product as uncharacterized. The record is from RefSeq and is a predicted model, not a curated record. NCBI's taxonomy places the organism in Eukaryota, Metazoa, Chordata, Chondrichthyes, Myliobatiformes, Myliobatidae. Bases 1 to 618 code for a protein of 205 amino acids. The transcript is spliced from 2 exons. Gene Ontology annotation, molecular function: 2-oxoglutarate-dependent dioxygenase activity; methyltransferase activity.
AUGACUGUUACUACCCCAACAGUAAAGGAGGUAGUGAGGUCACGGUUGGUCUCUGCUGACAAGAGCUUGUUGGGACACCUACAGUGUUUAGAUCGGCAGACCCAUGGUUUCCAGCGAGUCCAGCAAUCAGUUUCCGUAACACAAACAAGCAGAGGGCGGUUAUUACACCACUUGGCUGAGUGUUGUCAUAACAACAACCUCUCACUCAAUGUCAAUAAGACCAAGAAACUGAUUCCAGCCUUCAGCAGAGGGAGACCAGAGGUCCAUGAGCCAGUGAUCAUCAGAGGAUCAGAGGAGGAGAGGGUCAGUAACUUUAAAUUCCUGGGUGCCAGUAUCUCAGAGGAGCUGUCCUGGACCCAUCAUAUAAACAUUAUUGCGAAGAAAGCACGACAGCACCUCUACUUCCUCAGGAGUCUGCAGAGGUUUGGCAUGCCAUCAAAAACCUUGGCAAACUUCUGUAAACACAAAAUAAUCUGCAGAUGCCGGCGUCAAAGCAACACCCACAACACGCUGGAGGAACUCAGCAGGUCGGGCAGCAUCUGUGGAAAUGAUCAGUCGACGUUUCGGGCUGGAACCCUUCGUCAAACUUCUGUAGGUGUAUGGUGGAAAGUGUGCUGACUGGCCUGGUAUGGGAACACCAAUGCCUUUGAGCGGAAAAUCCUCUAAAGGUAGUGAAUUUGGUCCAGAACAUCACAGGUUAAAUCGUCCCAGCCAUUGAGCACAUCUGCAUGAAACAUUGCCAUAGGAAAGCAACAACCAUCAUCAAAGAUCCUCACCACCCAGGCAAAACUCUCCUCUCGCUGCUGCCAUCAGGAAGAAGGUACAGGAGCCUCAGGACUCACACCACCAGGUUCAAGAACAGCUACUACCCCUCAACCAUCAGGCUCUUGAACAAAAGGGGAUAGCUACACUCGUUUAAGGACUCUGUUAUACUGUUAUUUCAUCCUCGUUAUUUUUUGCUAAUUAUUUAUAUGUGCAUUUGCACACUUUGCUUGCAGUUAGCAGUUCCUGAUGUUUACAGUUCAUAGUUACUGUCCUAUAGAUUUGCUAAGUAUGC